This is a messenger RNA of Penicillium cinerascens, 1395 nucleotides long. Its product is annotated as transcription initiation factor TFIID subunit 7 family protein. The record is from RefSeq and is a predicted model, not a curated record. Lineage: Eukaryota; Fungi; Ascomycota; Eurotiomycetes; Eurotiales; Aspergillaceae. The coding region runs from base 1 to 1395 and encodes 464 amino acids. The transcript has a single exon. Gene Ontology annotation, cellular component: transcription factor TFIID complex. Gene Ontology annotation, molecular function: RNA polymerase II general transcription initiation factor activity. Gene Ontology annotation, biological process: transcription initiation at RNA polymerase II promoter; RNA polymerase II preinitiation complex assembly.
AUGUCUGAUGCUCCGCGGCCAACCCUUAAGCUCAAGUUCGGCAAGAAGCCGUCCCAACCCCCGGCCGAGCCUGAACCGGCACCAUCGCCAGUACCAGCUGAAUCCUCUCAACCAAAACUCACACUAAAGAUCGGCCGCAAACCUCAACCUCAACCAGACGCGCCCGAGGAGAAGCCCAAAAAGAAGAAGCCGUCGAAGAAACGUCCUGCCGAGAAUGUUGCGCAACCCGAACCUGCGACGGUCCAGCAAGGCCCCAAGCGGCUCAAGCUGAACCCAUCCAAGAAGCCUGGACUCCAGUCAAUUCGCAUCAAGAACAAAGGAGUUGUUCCCAAUCGCCCAGUCGGCGUGGGUUACGACUCGGAAGCGUCCGACAACGAGAUCGACCCGGCUAUCGAAGAGCAGUUCAUUCUGCGAAUGCUACCGGGCGAAGACUGCGAGUAUCUACGCCAAGCGAUCAACGAACGCAGAUUUGACAAGUCGGAGUUCUCAUUCAAGCCCCUCACGCGAGAGGGACGACGUGCCAUCUUGAAGAUCCGAGACAAACAAUAUGCCGCAUCCUUGGUGGAUCUUCCUAAUAUUAUCGAGGGCAUGAAGAGCUGGGAUCGUCGGGGUUGGUACAAGUCGGCGGAUAUAUGCCAAAUGCUUUUGGUAUUGGGCCCUGUUGCCAAUGAUCAAGAGGCUUUGGAAUAUCCUCUUCCCCCAGAGGUCGACCAUGCGGAUGACAAGACAUUACAAUAUCCCCACGGUCUCGCACCCCCGCUGCGCUGGGUUCGCAAGCGGCGUUUCCGGGAUCGUGUCAGCUCGCGCACCAUCGAACAAGUUGAGAAGGCAGUGGAAGACCUGGUUGCACAAGACGAGACAUCCGUCUUCCCACCUCGGUUUGAGUUAGUGGACAGUACGUCUCUGAACCGCGCCGAAGGCUUUGUUCAAAGCGGGGAAUACGACGAGGAGUACGACGAGUACCAGGAUGCAGAAGGCGAGAUGGAAGACAUGUUUGAUGACCUCGAAGACGAUCUUGCCGCUGAGAUGGAGGCAGCCCUGGCUGCUGGAGACGACGAGCCCUCAGCUGCACCUGCAGAGCAAACAGGGACAGCGUCAGCGAAACCGUCAACACCAGCCGAAGCACCAACGCCUGCUGGUGAGUCCUCCGAUGAUAGCGACGAUUCGGACGAGGAUGAUCUCGACGAUGAGCAACUCGAGCAACAGCGACAGAUGCAACAGCACCGUGAAGAAAUCGGCGAAUUGGAGGCUCUCAUUCGCACCGAGACUGCAACAUGGGAGAGGGUGCAGAACAACAUUCUCCGCAACAAGAUGGGCCGGCGAAUCCAGGAACUUAAGAAGGAUCUGGAGCUCAAGAAGGUCUCCAUCGGAAUUUCGGGCGAUGCUGAUAUGUGA